Lemur catta (Ring-tailed lemur) is the source of this 1432-nucleotide messenger RNA. RefSeq names its product olfactory receptor 5D13-like. The transcript is spliced from 2 exons. NCBI's taxonomy places the organism in Eukaryota, Metazoa, Chordata, Mammalia, Primates, Lemuridae. Gene Ontology annotation, molecular function: odorant binding; olfactory receptor activity; G protein-coupled receptor activity. The coding region runs from base 245 to 1216 and encodes 323 amino acids. Gene Ontology annotation, biological process: sensory perception of smell; G protein-coupled receptor signaling pathway. The record is from RefSeq and is a predicted model, not a curated record. Gene Ontology annotation, cellular component: membrane.
AGGUCCCCAAGGUGCUGGGGACAUAUAUUUGUGACAGUUUGGUACCAGGACUUAGUUUGUAGGUAUGACCUUAUCUCUGCUAUCUUUGAGUUUUCAUAAUACGUUGGGAAAAAAGUAACAUAUGGAACAUUCAUGAAAUAUACUGUUGUUUCCUAUUACUGUUUUCAGGUCUGUUUUUAUUAAUUGAGUACUAAGCAGGAACAUUCUUGUAAUUCAUUAAUCUUAGCAAAAAAUUCUUCAGUAAAUGAAUCACUCAAGUGCUUCUGUAUUUAGGAUCCAAAAUAAUCACACUGUUGGAGUCACCUUUAUCCUCUUGGGCUUCUCAGAAUAUGUGGACCUCCAGGUGCUCCUGUUCCUGGUGUUCCUGGCCAUCUACACAGUCACUGUGCUGGGGAACCUGGGCAUGAUUGUGAUCAUCAGGGUCAACCCCAGACUCCACACCCCCAUGUACUUUUUCCUCAGCCACUUGUCGUUUGUGGAUUUCUGUUAUUCCACCACAGUGACACCCAAACUGCUGGAGAACUUGGUUGUGGAGGACAGGACCAUCUCCUUCACAGGAUGCAUCAUGCAGUUCUUCUUUGCCUGCAUCUUCGUGGUGGCAGAAACCUUCAUGUUGGCAGUGAUGGCCUAUGACCGAUUUGUGGCAGUUUGCAACCCUCUGCUCUACACAGUUGUCAUGUCCCAGAAGCUUUGUUCCUUGUUGGUUGCUGCAUCAUAUUUUUGGAGUAUAAUGUGUUCCUUAACAUACACAUAUUUUUUGUCCACCUUAUCAUUUUGUGGAACUAACAUCAUAAAUAACUUUGUCUGUGAGCAUGCUGCCAUUGUUGCUGUGUCCUGCUCUGACCCCUACAUUAGCCAGAAGAUCAUUUUAGUCUCUGCUACAUUCAAUGAAAUAAGCAGCCUGAUGAUUGUUCUAACUUCUUAUGUUUUUAUUUUUAUCACUGUCAUGAAGAUGCCUUCACCUGGGGGGCGCCAUAGAGCCUUCUCCACCUGUGCCUCCCACAUGACCGCCAUCACCAUCUUCCAUGGAACCAUCCUGUUUCUCUACUGCAUUCCUAACUCCAAAAGCUCAUGGCUCAUGGUCAAGGUGGCCUCUGUCUUUUAUACUGUGGUCAUUCCCAUGCUUAACCCCCUGAUCUAUAGCCUCCGGAACAAAGAUGUAAAAGACACGGUCAGGAAGUUAAUCAAUAUGAAAUUAUUAUGUCAUAAAAUAUAAUGGUAGAAAUAUUACUUAUUUUUCUUUGAGAUGACUGGUGUGGUAGUUCAAUAUCAAAUCAAUACCUGAAUGUAUGGUAACCCUGUAGUUGACAGUUCAGUAUCUAUUUACUCUGAUGUUUAAUAAAAUAACUUUAAAAUUAUAAAUACUAUUGAGGAUGUAAUCUCAGAUUACUUAAGCCAAAUAAUUGAUUCACAUGCUGUAAUACAAAGGUUU